Messenger RNA from Fusarium graminearum PH-1, 417 nucleotides. RefSeq lists its product as uncharacterized. The transcript has a single exon. NCBI's taxonomy places the organism in Eukaryota, Fungi, Ascomycota, Sordariomycetes, Hypocreales, Nectriaceae. Bases 1 to 417 code for a protein of 138 amino acids. The record is from RefSeq and is a predicted model, not a curated record.
AUGGCCUGGGUUGAUUUCUUGACCAGGCCAGCCCCAGGGAGUGAAAGAAUGGAGAGAUGGGAUAGUAAUACUAUGGCAUUUCCAUGUGAAGCGGAAUUAACUUAUCCACUGUUGGUUAUGCUGUAUGGCUCCAUCAUUGUGUUGCCUCCAAGUUGGUGGUUAAUAUUCUUUGAUAUUCCAUCACAGAUAAGCUUUUUUCCCCUCUUACUUGCUGCUUUCCUUACCGUUAAAACUCUACACUCUGCCUACACCUCCACUGCAGAAUUCCCUGGCAACGAACAAAAAGAUGAUUGUACUGUACAGAACAGAACAGAGUCCAUUGACUGGUCUGGGAGUGACAAGUUCGGGUGUGGUUGGCAAGUGGAGCCGCCAGAGUCAGAGUCAGGGCCUAGAGACCGGCCGCCAAGUGUCGAGUAA